AUGUCGACAGCCGUGACGGGGUCGUCGCCGUUUGGCCUCUCUGUGGACUCCCUGCUGCUCCGCUUUGUGCUGAUCUUACGUCAAUCUCUUCUAGCCAUGUCGAGACGCUUUGUGAACAAGUUCGACCAGGCCGUGACCGCCGCUCUAGGGCCGAACGGCCGAUACAUUGCAAUGGUCGGCAUGAGCGCCUCAGCGGUCCUGCUGACUUUCCACUACAAGUUCCACGAGGUCAUUCAGGCCACAGACAAUGUUGCAGAGAUUCAGAGCCCCUCCAAGCUGUUCUACUUGAGGCUGCUCUUCGGCCGGACGCGGUCGCGGAUUACUGGAUCUGUCAUGAACAUUCAAAUAUGGCCAGCGUUGCGAGACCCCAUUUACCGGGCUUUGGCGACCGUGGGGGGGAUCGACACCGAAGAGAUCCGAUACCCGCUGCACAGCUACAAAUGUAUUGGACACCUCUUCGCUCGCACGCUCAAAGACAGAGAGAGAGAAAUCGAAGACAUCGGGACCCAGUCGCUGGCAAGCCCGGCAGACGGCAUGGUCACGGCUCUCGGCGAUGUGCAGGCAGAGCGCGUUGAGCAGGUCAAAGGGGCAACGUACAGCCUGCGAGCUUUCCUGGGUCUCAUGCCGACUGUCAGCGACCCAGAGAAGAAUACGCUCAAGUUCGUUGUCCUGCACUUGAAGCCGAAGAACUACCACCACUUCCACGCACCCGCCAAGUUCGACGUCAACGUGCUGCGCCACAUGACGGGGGAGACACUCCCUGUUUUCUCAUCUUUUUUGAAGAGAUUCAACGACAUUUUUUCUGUCAACGAGCGUGUAGUCAUGAGCGGCAACUGGAAGUACGGUUGCAUGCACAUGGUCGCCGUUGCUGCUUAUAACGUCGGCAACAUUCGCAUCGACAAAGAACCGGAGCUGCGGACGAAUGAAUUGAGGGUCGUGCUGCGGCAUCUCGGCGGUGACGUCGAAACACGAAGCUACGCUAACCAGCCCUUUGAAUACGCUGUCGGUCAGCACGUGGGCGAGUUCCGUCUGGGUAGCACAGUCGUUCUCGUCUUCGAGGCGCCUCGCGAUUUCGCGUGGGACGUGAAACCAGGAGAUCCAGUGCGCGUCGGCAAAAGGCUGGGCGGAGUCGGCCCUCCGCAGAAAGCUCGAACAGAAGACGAGCGACUUUUUGCGUUUUAUUGA
Messenger RNA from Besnoitia besnoiti, 1185 nucleotides. Its product is annotated as phosphatidylserine decarboxylase. Lineage: Eukaryota; Apicomplexa; Conoidasida; Eucoccidiorida; Sarcocystidae. Bases 1 to 1185 code for a protein of 394 amino acids. Gene Ontology annotation, biological process: phosphatidylethanolamine biosynthetic process. The transcript is spliced from 8 exons. The record is from RefSeq and is a predicted model, not a curated record. Gene Ontology annotation, molecular function: phosphatidylserine decarboxylase activity. Gene Ontology annotation, cellular component: mitochondrion.